AUGUCAUCCAAUUUGAAUUACAAACAAAAGGUCAACGUCGAGCGUCGAACAUGGGAUUUGGAUGUCUACGAACAGAAAGCCAAGGAACGAGAAACUACUAAGGGAGUCGUAGGAGGCAAGACGAACCAUAAUAAAAAGCCAAAGUCCUCGAGCAAAUUAAAAAAGGAAGCAAAGGUGGGUGAGAAACGAUCACUCGAUGAAGUAAUAAACAAAGGAGAAGAAGAAGAUGCGGUUCAAGAAGAAUUCCUUCCGGCGCCCAAGGGAAGGGCGGGACCGGAAUUGUCCAAACGAGCUUUCUUGAAGCCACGGCAACACCGGGUCGAUGUGAUUGACUCCAAAGUCGGCACGGUGGAAAUGAUCAAUCCCGAGGCGGCGGCCACCAACAAAGCUUUUGGAGAUGAUGGAGCAUCACCAUCGGAUGGAGUGGUCAAGACUGGAGUUGGUUGGCACUGCAAAGUGUGCGAUUGCUUUUUGAAGGACAGUUUGGCUUAUUUAGAUCAUAUCAAUGGAAAGAAACAUCAACGGAAUUUAGGGUACACCAUGCGAGUGGAACGAUCCACCAAAGAACAAGUCACGAGUCGAUUGGCGGCGCUGGCAGAAGAAAGAAAAAAGAAUUCCACAAAGCUGCUGGAUGAUACUGGGGAAGAAGAAAACUUUUAUGAUAUCGUCAAGGCCAAGGAUGAGGAGGCAAAACGACGAAAAGAAGAGCGAGCGAGAAAACGAAAGGAACGAAAAUUACAGAAACAAAAAGAAAAGAUGGGGGAAUUUGUGGAGGAACCCAAAAAGGAAGAGACUGGUGCUGAUAAUGUUGACACAAAGCAAGAAGAACAAGAAACAGAAGAGUACGACGAGGGAGGUGUCGAUCCGGCUCUUGCCGCAAUGAUGGGAUUCUCUGGUUUUGCUGCAGGCAACAAGAGUAGAUAA
Messenger RNA from Cylindrotheca closterium, 924 nucleotides. Lineage: Eukaryota; Bacillariophyta; Bacillariophyceae; Bacillariales; Bacillariaceae. The record is from the annotation of a GenBank genome assembly.